Messenger RNA from Cyclopterus lumpus (lumpfish), 3126 nucleotides. It is a transcript of the gene pkn3, whose product is annotated as protein kinase N3. Gene Ontology annotation, molecular function: ATP binding; protein serine/threonine kinase activity; small GTPase binding. The transcript has 22 exons. NCBI's taxonomy places the organism in Eukaryota, Metazoa, Chordata, Actinopteri, Perciformes, Cyclopteridae. The coding region runs from base 106 to 2874 and encodes 922 amino acids. Gene Ontology annotation, biological process: protein phosphorylation; signal transduction. The record is from RefSeq and is a predicted model, not a curated record.
CACCGCGGAGCACAGGGGACUUUACCGACGGCACCGGUUCCGCUGUUUCACCGACUCUCUGGCCCGAGGAACACCGGGGCAGCCGCGGGACAAGUGACAGCCACCAUGUCAGGGUUAACACUGCAGAGUGGCAACCUGCAGGGUCUGGACGAGGGGGAUAUCCUGGACCCAGAGUUCCAGCAGCGCUUGGAAGAUGCUCGCACUCUGCUCCGGCAGAAGAUCCAGCGGGAGCUGAAGAUCAAGGAGGCCGCUGAGAGACUUCGGCGGGCCGUCACCAAUCGCAGGAACGCUGCCGAUGUGGAGGGCCAACUCCGAGCCUCGAGCCGCAAGCUGGAGGAGCUGCACUGGGAGCUGCAGGAGCUCAAUGCCAGGUCCAUGGCCACCGAGAAGGACUGCACCACAGGCUGCUUGGAGGACGAGGACAACCCAUCGGCAGAGUCGUGUCCGUGGGAAGAGGUCACGUCACCGGUGGCCAGUCGGGUCCGGACCCUGAAGAAACAGCUCACCAUGGAGACCAAAGUCAAACAGGGCGCUGAGAACAUGAUCCAGACCUGCAACAACAGCUCAGUCAAGGACAGGAAGAUGAUGACCUCCGCCCAGCAGAUGUUACAGGACAGUCGCACGAAGAUUGAGCUCCUGCGCAUGCAGAUUAUCAAAGUCAGUCAAGCCAGAGACGGAGAGCAGGAGAGCUUGCACGGUCAGCCUGUGGAGAUGAUCAGUCCUCUGGAGCUGCGGGUAGCUGACCUCGUGCACCACAUGAAGAUUGAAUCGGCAGUAGCAGAAGGAGCCAGAAAUGUGGUGAAGCAGCUGAGCGGGCUCAAGAUCCAGGACCGCCGCAUACUAGCAGAGGCUCAGGCCCGCAUGCAAGAGUCCUCUCAGAAGGUGGAUUUGUUGAGUCUGUCCCUGGAGAGGCGUUUCAGUGAGCUGCCUCGGGACCAUCCCAAACAUGCUGCCAUCAAGGAGGAGCUGUUGUUGGGAACGCCGCCUUCCUGCCGCAUACCAAGGAAACCGUCCUCUUCCUCCUCAUCUUCCUUCAAACCAGCAAGUCUAACAGGUCGGUUGGAGGUCUGUUUGAUGGGCUGCCAAGACCUGUUGGAGUUAGUUCCAGGCCGUGGUCGUGUGAACAGCAUCUCGGCCACCUCCGUCAGCCUCUCCGAUGGAAGGUCUGUGAAGGUGAGAGCCGGCCUAUCGGGACGCAGUGCCAGUGCCAAGACCCCCAAGGCUGAGGACCUCUCCUCGGAGAUCAGUGCUGUGCUGAAGGUGGACAACACAAUCGUGGGGCGCACACACUGGCGCCAGCUGGGCAAAGAGGCCUGGGGCCAGUGCUUCAGUAUUGAGCUGGAACGGUCCAGGGAGCUGGAAAUCGCUGUGUACUGGAGAGACUGGCGAGCCUUAAGUGGGGUGAAGUUCCUGCGGCUGGAGGACUUCCUGGAUAACCACCGACAUGGCAUGUGUCUCCAGCUGGAGCCACAGGGCCUCCUCUUCGUUGAGGUAAAAUUCAUCAAACCUGUCAUAGAGCGGCGCUCCAAACUCCAGAGGCAGAGGAGAAUUUUCACCAAAGAAAGAGGGAAGGACUUCCUGCGUGCUGCCCAGAUGAACAUGAACUUCGCCACAUGGGGCCGUUUGAUGAUGAGCAUCCUGCCUCCCUGCAGCUCCCUGGAGCCCAUGAGCCCUCCAUUAGCGGGCCCCAACACCACCCCCCCAUCCUCCAGCACUCCUCCAGCACGAGAACCUGCUGUGGUGAGUCUACAUUUCAAUGAGGAACAACCCGGCAGAUCUCCACGCCGCACAAUAAGGAGCCCCAAAGACUCUCCACCAAGUCCUGGGGAGAACAAGCAGCAUCCCUCACAUCCUCCUCCACACAGAGAUGAAGGCCUUCAGAUGGAAGACUUCACCUGCAUUUCAGUUCUGGGGAGAGGUCACUUUGGUAAGGUGCUGCUAGCAGAGAAUAAGAAGUCAGGCAAACUGUACGCCAUCAAAGCCCUGAAGAAAGGAGACAUCGUAACGCGUGACGAGGUCGACAGCCUCAUGUGUGAAAAGAGGAUCUUUGAAGUGAUCAACACCUCCCAGCACCCUUUCCUGGUGAACCUGUACGGCUGCUUCCAGACUGCAGACCACGUGUGCUUUGUGAUGGCCUACUCGCCCGGAGGAGACCUCAUGACCCACAUUCACACCAGCAUCUUCACUGAGGAGCAGGCCCGGUUCUAUUCGUCCUGCGUGCUGCUCGGCCUGGAGUUUCUCCACCAGAACCAGAUCGUGUACAGGGAUCUGAAGCUGGACAAUCUGCUGAUGGAUGCAGAUGGUUUUGUCAGGAUAGCAGACUUUGGCUUGUGCAAAGAAGGUAUGAGCCACGGCGACCGAACCACGACCUUCUGCGGCACGCCAGAGUUUCUGGCCCCGGAGGUGCUGACGGACAACACGUACACCCGCAGUGUGGACUGGUGGGGCCUGGGGGUCCUGGUCUACGAGAUGCUGGUGGGGGAGUCUCCUUUCCCAGGUGAUGAUGAGGAGGAGGUGUUUGACAGCAUCGUCAACGACGACGUGCGCUUCCCUCGCUUCCUUUCUCCUGAGUCGGUGUCCCUCAUCCAGAAGCUGCUGCAGAAGAAUCCUGAGAAGAGACUGGGAGGAGGCGAGGAAGAUGCCUCGGAGAUCAAAAGACACCGAUUCUUUAAGAGAAUGGACUGGGCCGCUCUCCUGGCCAAAGACCUGCCGCCUCCCUUCCUGCCGGUCAUCAGAGCGGAGAAGGACGUCAGUAACUUCGACGAGGAGUUCACCCGUCUCAAGCCGGUCUUCACCCCCCCACAGACCCCCUGCACCCUCACCGCCGAGCAGCAGGACAUCUUUGCCCACUUUGACUUCUCUUCCAUGAGUUGACUCCCUCACGCCUUGUGAAAGGCUGCUCCUCCUGCUCCUCGUCCUCCUUUGAAGGCUCCUGUUCAUGCUCAUCAAGCUGGAGGAUCAAUCACACUGUAUGAAAUAUGUCACCAGGGCAAUCGUUUUACAAAUGGACAUUGUUCAGAACUACACUGUAAAUAUUUGAUCUUAAUGAAGAAAAGCUUAUCUGAAGGCCAAAUUGUAUCUUCUGCUAUUUAUUAUAACCAUUAGACGUCAAUACAACUGCAUUAG